Messenger RNA from Fragaria vesca subsp. vesca, 922 nucleotides. RefSeq lists its product as uncharacterized. The record is from RefSeq and is a predicted model, not a curated record. Bases 339 to 815 code for a protein of 158 amino acids. The transcript is spliced from 2 exons. NCBI's taxonomy places the organism in Eukaryota, Viridiplantae, Streptophyta, Magnoliopsida, Rosales, Rosaceae. Gene Ontology annotation, molecular function: protein binding.
GAAGCUCCAAACCCUGAUUCGACAUCACCCCAAAGUCUCACGGCUACGUCCGCCCCAAAUGAUCCAUCAAAGCGAUUGCAUCCUUCUCCAUUGUUCUUGUUCUGCAACAAAACAACCACAUAACACUUACCAAUUCAGCUUCACUUUCCUUGUCUCUAUUAAAAGAAAAGAAGAAGGUCGGCCCUUCUAUUAAAAGAAGGAAAAAAUUGGCCCAAAUCCCAUAUUUGAUUUCUGGUUCACAGACCGAGUAUUAAUCAGGACACGCCACAACCUCAAACCUAAACGAAGACCCCAAAUCCUCCCCACCGGAACUGAAACCCAAAUCCUCACCACCGGAAAUGAACCAACCGAAGAGGCCGAACCCCACAUCCUUACCAUCGGACUUGGACCCCUCAUCCCCCGCCAAGAAGUCGAAGACGAACGGCUCCGAUCAAGAAAACGGCUCCGACCUAGAAUCUUCAUUAGCCGAACUAGGUUGGACUCCCGAAGAUCUAUUACUCACGCCAGAAGAACGGGCCGAAAAGGCUUGGACGGCCUAUUUUGCGAAGAGAGAUCCUAGUCUCAGUAAAGCCUUUCGAAAAGUGGAACUACCAGAAUCUUUACCUGAGGGAUGUGCAUGGGGUUCUUAUGUCCCUGGGAGUGGACAAAAAAAAUUUGUUUAUGUGAUAUGUUGCUAUAACUGUGGCGCGCGUGGUGCUCACUUGACUGAUGACUGCCCAGAUAAGGAUACUGAUGAGGCUAAGGAGUUCAGGAGGGAAUGUCUCACCCUCAGAGUCCCGUCUUCUGGUCAUGAGACAAAGCCCGAGAACAAGUAAUGUAUUAUGUAUGAGUCGUGUUUUAACUGUCUACUCUACUUAUGAAUAUUAUGUAUAAUGUUAGCAAUCCUAUGAUCUACCCAAGUCAAUCUUCUGGUUAUUGGGAA